Stylonychia lemnae is the source of this 2214-nucleotide messenger RNA. The record is from the annotation of a GenBank genome assembly. Lineage: Eukaryota; Ciliophora; Spirotrichea; Sporadotrichida; Oxytrichidae.
AUGGCCAAUCAAAAAUAAACUUAGCCCUUGUUAUAAAAACUUCAAGCAGUAAUAUAAGCUUUGAAGAGGUGUGGCUAAUAGAAUCCUGAUAUUGAUCAAAGUCCUCCUUACAUUAGAAUACUGGAAGAAGUCAAGGAUAACUUCAAAGAUGUUGGCUAUUACACUGAGGACUUUAAUAAACGUAAUGCUAUUGCUAAAAAGUAAGUCAAUAUAUAUUUAAUUCGGAAAAUUAGAACCAAGGGGAGUUCAAUCAGAUCAAAGCUUACAAUCUUACAGAAUAGCAUAGCUAACUAUGCGAGACUAAUUGAAUCACUCUCAAUCGUCAGAAACUAAUAAAACAAUUAAUAUGAAGAGGCUUCAGAAGAGAAUAAAGACGGAAAUAUAUAACCAAGAUAGGUCUAAUACUAUAAUGAUGGUUCCUAAUAAUAACAUGAGAAAAAACUAUAGAACAAAAUAGAUGAGUUUGAAGUAAAACUUUAAAUGUUCUUGAAGUAAUAAUCUAUGCAAGAUGAAAGUGACUAUCAACAAAAGGAAUAUGCUUAGAAGUUAUCUCUAAUAGAAAAAGGGGAUAUAAAAUCAAGCAGGAGAAUAUAGCAUAAUAAUUCAUCGUAAGAAAGAGGUCCAAAUGACAAGGAUAAUCUCAAUAAAAAUAAGCAAAAUUAUAAUAAUGGAAAACUAUCUGACUUAAAUGUUAACAAAGCAUUCAGCGAUGAGCCUAGAAGCCCAUUACGAUUUAAUAAAGGCUAAGAAUAUUGCCUUGAAGCACAUUGUCUGCUUUAUGGGCAUGGAAUCGAACCAAAUACUGAAGUUGCCAUGGUAUGGUAUGAAAGAAGUGCUAAUCUAGGCGAACCAAGAGCAAUUGAUUCCUUAGGUAAAUUAUAUGAGGAUGGAGUUGGCACUAGAAUUGAUCUGAAUAAGGCUGUUUAGCAUUUUCAAAGAGCUGCUGAACUUGGUGAUCCAUCAUCAUAGUAUAAAUUAGCUAAAUAUUACUAAAGAGGUGGUAUAUUUCACCUCAAUGAAGGCAAACCCGAUGGUUAGAAAAGUUUUGAGUUAUUACAGUCUGCUGCAUAAGAAAAUUAAAAAGAAGCCUUGAGAGAAUUAGGGUUUAUCUAUGAGAAAGGUGGUUUAAUUGAAGGUUAAAAUCCUGGUAAAUUUAUUCUCCUAGUUGAUAUUGAUAUUAAAAAAGCACUUGAUUAUUAUUAAAAGUCUGCUAAGUAUGGCGAUGAAUUGGCAAUGAAUUAUUUAGGUUCAUAUUAUUUCAAUCACUCCUAGGACUAUGAUAAAGCUGUUUAGUUUUUUAGGUAAGCCUCUGAAUCUGGUAAAUGUGAAAGAGCUCUUAAUAAUCUAGCAAUAUGCUUUGAAUAAGGUAUUGGUGAUGCAGUAUAAGAUUAUUACUAAGCUUUGAAACUAUAUGAGCAGAGUGCAAUCCUUGGUUAUGAUUAAGCUUUAAUAAAUUAGGCUUUUCUCUACUACAAAGUUGCUCUCUCUGGUCAUAACCUUGGGGAUAUGGAUUCAUCUGAGCUAUACUUUUAAUGUGCUCAAUGUCUUAGAAAAGCUCUAUUCAAAGAUGAAAAUAAUUGUGAUGCAAUAUUCCUUCUGGCUAAGCUCUAUGAAGAAGGAUUAUCAAUUGAUUAAAAUCCUUAAUUAGCUUAUAAAUACUAUGAAAAGGCAGCAAAUCUUGGAUUUCCCAAGGCGUAUACUAAAUUAGGCCAUCUAUACUAUUCUGGAAUGAUUUAAGCAGACAAUCAGGACUUAGUGACUCCAUUUUAUAUGACCAAAGCGCAUAUUAACAAACUUAAAUCAAUGGAAUAUUACUAAAAAGCAUCAGAUCUAGGAGAUACAGAUGCUUCUAACUGUCUUGGAUUGAUUUAUGAAUCUGGACUUGACACGUGUCUCUAAGCUGACAUUGAAAUAGCAGAGAGAAAUUAUUACCUUGCCUUAAAAUAAAACAAAUAGAAUUUAGAUGCAAUGUUUAACCUCGGAUUAUUGCUUUUCAAUGGUAAUCAUAAUGAUCCUAGCAAGUCAAAAUUAGGUAUCACCUACAUUCAACAAGCUGCUGAUUAAGGAGAUCUAAGAGCCAAAGAAUUCUAAAUGAUUUCUUAAAUGCAAACUGUAACUCAAAAUUUUGUCUAAAAUUUAAUAAGACUAAACCCCCAAAUAAAUUAAAAUGAUAGUAUCCUAAAUGAUGAAGAAAUAAACUUAAGAAUUAACUGA